Molecule: messenger RNA, 888 nt
Organism: Suillus clintonianus
Lineage: Eukaryota; Fungi; Basidiomycota; Agaricomycetes; Boletales; Suillaceae
Exons: 1
Coding region: 200-541 (113 amino acids)
Source: RefSeq, a predicted model, not a curated record
CCACACGCGUGACGCCGCUAAACGUUCGUGAAUCCAUCAUGGUGAUGGUUAAGUUACACUGCUUUCGUACGCACCGCAUUUACUGAUACGGGUAAUUGUUGGUCCCGCUAACCACUGUUCACUUUCAUCGCAGGAAACUUGUGACACAGAGGUUGAAAGAAAGGUAGAAAGACAACAUACGCGGUUUUUCAUUCCAAGCAUGAAAACACCUUCAUGGACUUUCUCCUGGACAAUUGACUUGAUUGCUUCAGUCUGUGCUGUUCACAAUAGCUUACACCGCUGUCAUAUGUACAGCAUUUACUGCGACUAUGGCACAAAUGACACCGUAUGUCGCACUGAUAUUUGCACCGGAGUCGAAUGCAAGGCAGGAACGGGGUUCCUUAUCCUCAACAUCCAGGACGACGAAUAUACCCUGAACUCCUGUUUUUCAUCUGCUCCUGUGAUACGGUGGCUAGGAACUGCAAACGAUGAGUCAAAUUGUCCUUUGACUGCGUCCCACAACAGGAUUCUCGGUCGAUGCAAGCGAGCACGAAAACAAUGACGUGAGCGACAGCUUCAGCGCGGAGCCCAUGUCUGAUAUCUGUGUGCAGGUAUAACUCGGCUUAUUGUGAUCGAUAUCGAUAUUCACAGCCUCAUCCACGAAGACUCCGACGAGUGCAACAGCGUGCGCGAGAAUAAUCCGCGGAAUGUAACAACGGGCCUGCGGGUUCCCUGAUAAGUUACUUAACUAGAAGCAGAAUAGGGGACGUUUAACAUACAUUUCACCGGGAGCAAUUGUGCAAGUGAUGUCGGUCACUAGCUAUAGUAGUACUGUCGAAAAACUCGUUCUGCACGCCAAAAAUGACAGUAUAUACAAGCGAGUCUACAGUUCAAGUUCGAGGGAUAGCA